AGCUGUCAGCUCAGAGCUCAGGACUCUCACAGGAGAGUUACUUAUCAUUUUUGUUUUAAAUCGUCCUCUGUCCAAGCAUGGAGCCAAAAACGAAUGAGAGAAACUAUAAAUACCACUCAGUAGCAGGUUGCCACCUGAAGCUGAAUGACCUGAAAGAAGUAGCUCAGGAUUUGGAUAACCGGUACCUGAAGAAAGAAAACAUCCCUCUUUACCCCCAGCCUGAGUUUCAUGUGUCUCACCUGAAACACGACACAAACCGAGCUGGAUUACAGGGCAUCUGGGAGAUGCAGGGCUUUAUGAACCCCUCUGCCAGCUCCCUGCUGUGGUGGAGUCUGGCUGUGGGUCCAAAGGAGGUAAUGUCAGCUGAGAGGAGGCUCCUGGAGACCACCUACCCGGACCGGACCGAGAGGCAGGUCCAGAUGCAGCAGAGCUUCCUGCAGAUGUUUGCUUCCUCCCCUGCCUUCUUGAGCAGCUCCAGACUCGGCUCAUAUCGCUUCACCUUCGGCCUGGAGGAGGUGCUGAGGGCCUACAGCAACCAGUUUUGUGGUGGAGCAGAGCCCAUCAUGCGAGUGCUGAGGACCGACCUGUACAAACAGGAAGUGAUGUACGCUGUGGUGGUUCACAGCCCAGCCCAUCAGCAGCUGUACGAUAACCAUCCGUUACUGACAGACGACCCAGACUCUGUCUGCGCUUACAAAGAUGGCCUCUUCCUGUGGAGGUCUGAGGCCAUGUGUGAGACGCACAGUUAUCAGUUGGUUUGUAGAGAAGAUGAAAAUCAGAUGGGAGCGGAGCGCUGCUCAGGGUGGCCACAGUUCUAUGUUUGGGAUCAUGUUGCCGUCGCUCUGCAUGUGGAUGACCAGGUGCUGAAAUUUGAUGUGGAUCAACUGAGAAAGAGGCUGACGUUCUGUGACAGAGGAAAACCUGUGAUCGCAGAAGAGUUUGAUCGCAUCGAGAAAGCAGAAGAGUUUGUGAGCGUGUUCUGGCCCAACUAUCCUUCAGCACUGAAGAAAGAUGAUGGUCUUCACAUUGAUGAUGGAGACAGUGACAGAAACAUUGACCGUGACGUUGAUGAAGACUGAGACGAACACUCUCUCAUCACUCCUGACGUGUGUGCGAGUCGUUACGGCCGACUUAUUCAGUUAAAAGACGACAAACAGCUUCUAGCCUCCGCAAACCUGACUGGACAUAUUCACACGUGUUAUCAGAACUCACAAACUUUUUUGUGUUUGAAUUAAACUAUAUUCGAUAAAGCGCCUCUCUGGAGCAUUUAAAGCAUGUAGCAGAUGUUUAAUAAUGAUCUAUUUUAGAUUUAAUCAUCCCUCAAGAAUUUAAGAUCUUUUAACCCAAUCACAGAUUUUAAGAAUCCUUCAGAUUAUAAUUUAUUUCACUUUAUAUCCUGUAACAGUCUCAGACUCUGUCGUAUUUGAAACUGUCAUGAAGAGAUUCAAGCAAACAGACGAAUGUCCUUGUAGCCAAAUGAUCUAAAGGGUUAAGGUUCUUUUUCAGUCUCACUGUUCAUUUGUUGGUUAGAUUUUUCAGAUUCAGACACACUUUGUAUUACGUUUGUCAACAUGAUAAUAACAAUUAUUCCCCCCGUUUUUAUUUAACCCUUAAAUCCUGCACUGCUACAGAUGUGACCAUUUUCGACUUUGUUGAUUAAAUCUCAUGUGUGAUUUGUUUGAUUUUUUUUUUUUUCAUUCAUUUAAUUUCCUCAUGUAUUUGUCUUUUAUAUUAUAUUAGGUAGACCUGGAGUGUCUUAUUACUGCUGUUGGAAAUGUGUAUCUGUUGUUAAUGGGUCAUUGCUGUGUGAAGUCUGGUACCAGUAAUUAAAUUCAUUCAUUAAAGACACAGAAGAAGAGAGUA
Molecule: messenger RNA, 1863 nt
Organism: Labrus mixtus (cuckoo wrasse)
Lineage: Eukaryota; Metazoa; Chordata; Actinopteri; Labriformes; Labridae
Exons: 5
Coding region: 78-1079 (333 amino acids)
Source: RefSeq, a predicted model, not a curated record